GAGGCGGCAGAAGCAGCAGCAGCCCAGCGGCAGCAAGGCGGAUGGCUCCUGCGGGUGGCGGCGGCGGCGGCGGCUCUACCGCGAGGAAGAUGGCGCCGUCGCACGUCCUCAAGUGCUGCCAGAGGGUGCUGGCGUGGGUGCCCGUGGUCUUCAUCGCCUUGGUCGUGGCCUGGUCUUACUACGCCUACGUGGUGGAGCUGUGUGUGUUUACAAUUACCUCAACUGGAGAAAAAGUUGUCUACCUUGUGGUUUUUCAUCUGUCGUUUGUCAUGUUUGUGUGGUCCUAUUGGAAGACAAUUUUUACAUCUCCCGCCUCCCCUUCCAAUGAGUUCUGUUUAUCCAAAGCUGACAAGGAGCAAUAUGAAAAGGAAGAAAGACCAGAAUCCCAGCAAGAAAUUCUGAGAAGAGCUGCUAAAGACCUUCCCAUCUAUACCACAACAGCAUCAAGAGCCAUAAGAUACUGUGAUAGAUGCCAACUAAUCAAGCCUGAUCGAUGUCACCACUGUUCUGCCUGUGACCUCUGUGUAUUGAAAAUGGAUCACCACUGUCCUUGGGUGAAUAACUGCGUGGGAUUUUCUAACUACAAGUUUUUCCUCUUGUUUUUAUUUUACUCCCUCCUGUACUGUCUAUUUGUUGCUGCUACAGUUCUACAGUAUUUCAUAAAAUUUUGGACAAAUGAAUUGCUAGACACACGUGCAAAAUUCCACGUUCUCUUCCUUUUCUUUGUGGCUGCCAUGUUUUUCAUCAGCAUCCUGUCACUUUUUAGCUACCACUGCUGGCUGGUCGGCAAAAACAGAUCAACAAUAGAAGCUUUCCGGGCACCCAUGUUUCGAAAUGGACCUGACAAAAAUGGCUUCUCUCUUGGAUGCAGUAAAAACCUGAGAGAAGUUUUCGGAGAUGAAAAAAAGUAUUGGUUGUUACCUAUGUUUACAAGCCUAGGAGAUGGCAGUAACUUUCCAACGCGCCUAGUGAUUAUGGAUCCAGAGCAGCUUACUGUUUCAAGACAAAAUGAACCUGCCAAAAGCUCUGGCCCCAGUCAGCCGUUUCCUACUAGACCACUCAGCGAGUCCCAGAAUCGAUUGCUAGCCAAUGAAAACCAGUGGACAGAAGUCAACUCAGAAGAAGAAAAUGUUAAAUCAGAUGUUAAAAAGCAUAUUAUAGUUACAUUGGAAAGCUGAUCAUGGCUUCCCUAUCCAACCCUCACAAGAAGAGGAAAAAAUGGUUUCUACAAUACAUUCGUGCUUGGAUAUUAAUUAAUUUUGUAUGGAAGACACUGAUAUAUCAAUGGAACAGUGCAAGCAUGUUAACAGGAUAUGAAAAACGAAAUCCUUGUACAGUGUACAAUGGAUUUUUAUAAGCACUACUACAGAGUGGGAAGUAUGACUGAUGCCUUAAGAUUCUUGAUGUGCAUUUUGCAACAUGGACAAGCCACUGCAAAAGGGCCAAAUUCUGAAAUGCCCUGCAAGGGUGCGCAAAAGUCAAAAUGCAGAAACUAUGCAUUCCAGCUGCAUUACAAUGGAGGGGACUAAUUCUGCAAAAAUCAUGUGAGAGACAGUGCUAUGCCAGCAUUUUGCAGGAAUUAUUUUCAUAGCAGGUCUCUAGGAGAAGUGGGGGGAGAGAGAGAAGUAGGUACAGUAGACAACCAUGGAAUAUGGCCAUUAAAACUGCACAGUACAGCUAUGUGUGACUCAAAUACAACCUGGUGGACGUGUGGCAUGGUGCAGUUUUGUUUCCUUCACCACCAUUAUCAAAGAACUAGAGGAAUUGGUAAGUGUCACAAAGCAGCCUACCCUACAUCCUGGCUUUUUAGUCCAGUCUAAUAUUGAAGUUCUUUUUCUUCAGACUUGCUUUUUUGUAAUACGAUACAGAAACAAGGUUAACUUGUUGCUUGUUUAUUUCAGAAUUAGGCCCACUGUCAGCUUGGUUCAUUAGACUGGAGAAUUAGUUUCCUGGUUUUCAUUUGUUUUGUUUUUAAAAGCCAAUAUUUUCAUUUCUUCACUGUUUGGUGUAAGCCAUGUAAUUCACUUAACCCCGUGUAGGUAUGUUUAAAGUAAUAUUUUUACUAGGUCUUCCUGGUUGACACUCCUAAAAUACAGAUCCCAUCGAAAGCCAAUAGGUAAUAUGUACUGACAUUUCUUUCAGGCCAAGUCCAGGGGACUAUCCAUUUAUUUCCUUUAAGAGAAGGGAAGCAUGUUUAUAGGAUCUGCUGUGGGGAUGGAUUCCACAAGGAUCUUUCCCAGGAGUAUUACUCAAAUACAGUAGGGAAGAUGACAUACAAGGGAAGAGGUUUAUCUCACACUCAAAUGAGGCUGCUUUGUUUCCUGGGAUUCUGAAGCCACCACCCUUUCCAACAAUCUCACUGAUUCUGGGCUUUGUCCUUGGGCACAAAUCCUUAUCUGUGCAAGUAAUAUAAUGUAACAGGAACAUAAUUGUGAUGAUCUGUUCACUAAAGUCACUGAGAUAUUCGAAGCAUGACUGGCGAAGGUGGGGAGGACAUUUAUUUAUCUAGAUAUCCUAUCUUGAGCACACCAUACAGCUCCUAAAUUAAUUUUAAAACGUACAAAAUUCCAUUCUAAAAGUAACAAGAUAAGUUAUUUAAUCUCUGAACCCUAGCAAAAGCUAAAUCAAAUAAGAAAGUCACACAGAUUUACCAGGAGUUUUUCUGGGAAUUUGUCUUGCAUAUCAUAGGACAAGAAAGGGCAACAGUAUGCAGAUCUAAGCUGUUAAAGGCAGCUUAGUUCAAAACUAGUGUGGAUUGUGUCUGGAAAGCUACAGGAAACUACUGCAGAAAUUGAAGCGCGAGUGUAACGCUCUCAACCAGCAAGCUUUUUGCGUUCAGCUGACAAGCUACCUUCAGAUGUCAUGACAAGCUGCAGUUAAACUGUGAUUGGACACAACCAAAGUUUGUUGCUGUAUUUACAUGCACUCAAACUGACACAAGCAGGAUUUGUGCGGAGUAAACAAAUUCCAGUUCAGUUUUGGUGACCCAAUGAACUGGAGCUUGAUCAGGCCAGAAAGUAAACUUUCCAUGCACUACAGGUGUGAGCAACAAACCUGUGUUACUGCCCAAUCAGUUUAACCUGCAAUUUUAUAGCCACCCAGUAGUUUUCUGAGCCAACCCAAUAGCAAGUAUGUGAGUAUGCAGGUUUCAGUUUUGGAAAAUGUAAGUUAUUAGAUUCAUGUCUCCCUUUUACCAGGCACAAUGAGAAGAAAAAACUUGUGUACAUUUUAACGAUAGACUUGGGGGUACAUUAAGGCCUUCAUCUUUUGAGACGUCCCUGUUCUACCUCUCCUUCCCUCCACCCCUUUAGCAGUUGCUAACUCCAUAGGCUAUUCAUUUUUAGCUUCUUUUUCCCAAUUGUUUUUACUAUUUCUGCUUCAGAUAAAACAGGAAAGAAAAACGACUUGACUUUCUUUCAGGAUUUAACUGUAAAGUUGGUAUUAAAAGGCAUUGUGGUGAUAUAAACAAACACGGUAUUAAAAAGAGGUUAUAAAAAUAAGUGUUAGCUUGCUCUUACUUGUUCAACCUUCAUAGACUCUAGAUGAAUUGCAGCACCUUGGCUAGACCCAAAAAUGAGACUAUGUAGAUUACUAGGCCACUGACUGUGCCUUAGUCCAGACCUGCAAAUGUCAUAUACAGUAAUGGGAGGAGAGAGAACAUAGACUUCUGCAGUAAGCUUUGUUUUCUUUUACUAUCCUAACUGCUUGCCUGUCCAUUGCCAUCCUUAAGCAAAGCUUGUUAGGGAGGAGCUCAGUAGCCUUCAAACCCAACUUCAUGAUCAUGUAAGAAUUUCUAAAAAAUCCUAUUAGCAACAACAGGCUACUAUUUCUAGGAUUUGGAUCACUAACUGAAGUUUCUGAUUCAUUCUUUGUCAUACAUCAUCAAAAUUCAAAUGGUAGUGCUCUGAGUAAAUAGGAGCAGUUGCUUUGCUCCUGAAUCUGCAAAUGCAGGUAGCGGUCAUGUGGCACCUUUAGGAUAAAAAAUUUAUCAUAAUUUUUUGAGCCGGCUUUUGUCAAAUGUAUGAAGUAGGCUGUUACUGGGAAGACUGUGCCCUGAGUUUUUUUUUUUCUGCAACAGAAUCUGAAAAGAAAUUAGCAGCUCAGUAACAUCUCCCAAUUGCUUUCAUUUCAGUAAUAUAAAAUGUUUCUCCAGCAGGAUCCACCCUAGUAUUUUCAUUUUUCCUUCAAAUUGGCAUAACUACACACAGGGCCAGUGUCAGCAUACCCUUAGGUGGGGCAUCUACCAGAGCCCACACAUUUCUGCUACCCACUUGCACAUUGUUCCUCCACCCGCUUGUUACGAACAUUCCACAUCUUACGCUGCUGUCUGUCUUGGUUGCCCGGCACCACCUGGGAACAACAUGUGGGUGAUGCAAACAGUGGUCUUUAUGGUCACAGCUGUGGCACUCCCAGUUGCACACACUGCCCAGUGCUGUGGAGAAAAAGGCCUGCAGGUGGCUGUGAGCAUUGGCAGUGGGAGGGGGUCAUGAGCAGGCAGGGGAAGGAUUCACAGGCAGGUGGGGAGACAGCAAGAGAGGUGGUGCUGGUGGUGGGCAAAGGAGGAGAGGGUGGUCCCUGAGUAAUCUCGCUGUCCAGGGCCUCUCAAAACCCAGAACUGGCCCUAAACACACAAAAUCUCUUAACGGCCUAUCCCCAAACCACAUAAAAUUAGUAUGUUUUGAUACUCAGACCUCUUAAGUCUGAAAACAGCACUAAAGUGGCUUAAGCACAUAUACACCACAUCUUGAGUAACUUGUAGCUUGUGAUCAACAUUCAGUUGUUCAACAUGCAGUUUAGCUUAAAACAAAUUAAUUAUGCUUCUGAAGCCUGCCUUGAGAGGGUGUCUGUGUAUCUUCUAGAAUACAAGUAUGAAAUGUAGAAGGUGUCGCCUUUCUCUUCCCACAGAGCUCUGACAUUCCAGUCCCCUCUUUCCAAGGAAGAGUUGAAACACCUGUGCUGUGAGGCAUGACAGCAGUGACCUCAAAGCUGGAUACUGGCUUUGUAGCGGCGUCUCAUCCCAUUUUGAUACGUACAUUUCCCCCUAUUAUACGGCUAUUUGAAGCACUAUAAAAUAAUAACUAAAAUAGAGCUUUUUUGGUAUCAAGAUACAAAUUCGGAAGGCAAAAAUCUGAUAAAUUCUCUUGUGUGUAAUUAUAUUCUAAUAAUGAUGUUCUUAUGGAAAAGAGUAAAAAGAAGAAAUUUGGCUCACUUUCCAAAUCUUAAUGUAUCAUGUGGAGAUUUAUAUGAAAUAGCAUUUUUGUAGGUUGUAAAAUGAAUUGUGAAAAAGAAACCUGUUAAAAUGUGGGAGAAGGUACAACAGGAUAUGUUGACUUUGUGAGCUGUCAAACCAUACCCACACAGCUGCUUAGAAGACAGAAUUUAAAGGGAUGUUUAACUCUUUCCUCCCUUGCCACUUAAAUAAAUGUUGAACAGGUUGUCUGC
Eublepharis macularius is the source of this 5442-nucleotide messenger RNA. It is a transcript of the gene ZDHHC20, whose product is annotated as zinc finger DHHC-type palmitoyltransferase 20. NCBI's taxonomy places the organism in Eukaryota, Metazoa, Chordata, Lepidosauria, Squamata, Eublepharidae. The transcript has 13 exons. Gene Ontology annotation, cellular component: endoplasmic reticulum; Golgi apparatus. Bases 42 to 1178 code for a protein of 378 amino acids. Gene Ontology annotation, molecular function: protein-cysteine S-palmitoyltransferase activity. The record is from RefSeq and is a predicted model, not a curated record. Gene Ontology annotation, biological process: peptidyl-L-cysteine S-palmitoylation; protein targeting to membrane; synaptic vesicle maturation.